Molecule: messenger RNA, 1991 nt
Organism: Rhodofomes roseus
Lineage: Eukaryota; Fungi; Basidiomycota; Agaricomycetes; Polyporales; Fomitopsidaceae
Product: cytochrome P450 monooxygenase
Exons: 13
Coding region: 149-1711 (520 amino acids)
Molecular function (GO): heme binding; iron ion binding; oxidoreductase activity, acting on paired donors, with incorporation or reduction of molecular oxygen
Source: RefSeq, a predicted model, not a curated record
AGACCUUGCUUCUAGUAUGCGAGUUAGCCAGCGAGAUCCGAUGCGUGUAUUGUCUCCUACGUAAACACAGCCUCUCACCCUGUUUCAUAAGUCGCCGGCCACGGUGUUCGCCUGAACCACUCACUACUCUCAGGCUGGGUUGCACAGAAUGAGCGUCGUGGUACUCGUCCUGCUGGGACUGCUGACUUUCUUCCUCUACAAGUCAUGGCAGUCAACGCGCAAGAGUUCUCUUCCCCCGGGCCCGGGGCGCCUCCCCAUCAUUGGCAGCGUGCACCGUCUCCCGUUCGGAUACCAGCAGCACGCAUUCUUAGAUUGGAAGAAGACUUAUGGCGAUAUCAUAUAUCUGGAGAUAUUCAAUAAGCCCGCUGUAGUGCUCAACUCGGCCAAGGUCAUGCAAGAGCUGCUGGAUAAACGCGGCUCCAAGUACUCUGGCAGACCACGGAGCGUCCUCAUCUCCGAAAUGAUUGGCAUGACGAACAACGUCACCAUUCUGCCGUACGGAGACCAGUGGCGGCGCCAGCGCCGGUGGUUCCAGACGGCCUUCCAGUCGGCAUCCGCGCUCGAGUCCUACGUACCCCUCCAGCGCUGCGAGUCUGUCCGGCUGCUCUCGGGCAUACUUGACGCGUGGCAGAGCACCCAAGACAAAGCAAGUCGCGACGUCGGCAAGGAGGUGUUCUCGGGAGUCAAGCGUUAUGUAGGCGCGCUGAUGAUGCAGAUCGCCUACGGGCACAGCGUCGCGUCGCUCGACGACGAGUUCGUCGUCCUCUCGGAGCGCGCACUCGCAGGCACUCUCGAAGCGGCCACCUCCGUCGCCUCCCUGGUGGACUUCUUCCCAUUCCUGAGGUACCUCCCGCCAUGGCUUCCUGGCGCGGGUUUCCUCACGAAGGUCGCCGAGGUCCACGAGCUCGUCCGGGUGAUGAUCGACGUGCCAUACGAACGCGUCCAGGCCUCCAUCGCGAAAGGAGCCGCACGGCCGUGCUUCCUCACGUCGCUCCUCGACGAGUAUGCCAAGGACGGGAAGAUGUCGGCGUAUGACGAGGCCGAUGUGAAGGGUGCUGCGAACAUUGUAUACGGAGCGGGAACCGACACGACAGCAACCGUCCUGACGGCCUUCCUGCUCGCCAUCGUCCUGCACCCUGAGGCGCUCAAGAAGGCGCAAGCAGAGAUUGACAGCGUGGUCGGCACAGAGCGGCUGCCCGAGCUCGGGGAUCGCCAGUCGUUGCCGUAUUUCGACGUUUUGCUGAAGGAGGUCUAUCGUUGGCAUCCACCUGUCCCGCUCGUCAUCCCGCGACUGGUGACAGAGGAGGACACAUACCGCUCGUACACGAUCCCAGCAGGCUCUGUGGUCAUGCCGAACAUCUGGGCGAUCACGCGCGACCCGGAGUGCUACCCCGACGCCGACGCGUUCAGGCCCGAGCGGUUCCUCUCCUCGACGCCCGAGCCAGACCCACGGGGUUUCGCGUUCGGAUUCGGGCGACGAUCGUGCCCGGGCCAAGCGUUCGGCGAUUCCUCCGUGUGGCUCGCCGCCGCACGCAUCGUUGCCGCGUUCGACGUCACCAAGGCGCACGAUCCCGCCACCGGCGCGGAGGUCAGCUUCCAGCCCAAGUUCGCGUCGGGCAUGAUCAGCCAUGUGAUGCCAUUCCCGUUCGAGGUGCAGCCGAGGUCGGAGAGGGUUGGUCGGUUGAUUAGGGAGCUAGAGACGGAGGCGUGAGGGGCAGGGCUGGGUGGCCACCAUGUUCGUUAGGAUUGUAUAUUGCUCUUUGAUGACUAUCUCAAUACAUGCUUGGUAAUCCGUGGUCCGUCGACGGGCUUGGGCAUGAACAAGUGCGGUCGGCUCACAGCUGGGCUGACCGCAUGGAUUGGUUGUUUGAGGUUGCGUAGGAGUUGUGCGAGUGGGUGUGGAGCUGGCAGCUUUACACUGUAAGAACAUCAAAUGAGAGGGCGUAGUAUUAUCUAGGCAGCAACACGUGAGCGCAACAUAGCUCAACUGG